AUGGAUUCAAGAAUUGCAGUAGUCUGUGUUGUUUUGGCGGUGUUCGCGGUGGACCAGACGGUCGGAGCGCCGCAAAAAGAUGCUUUAGCCGCAGGUAGUCCCCCCUACACUACCAAGUACGACCAUAUUGAUAUUGACCAAGUUCUGGCUUCCAAAAGAUUAGUCAAUAGCUAUGUCCAAUGUCUGUUGGACAAGAAACCGUGCACACCCGAAGGAGCUGAACUUAGAAAAAUUUUACCUGAUGCUUUAAAAACACAAUGUGCGAAAUGCAAUGCCACACAAAAAAAUGCUGCCCUUAAAGUAGUUGACCGACUCCAGAAAGAUUAUGAUAAAGAGUGGAAACAGCUUCUUGACAAAUGGGACCCUAAACGUGAACAAUUCCAGAAGUUCCAACAAUUUUUGACAGAAGAGAAGAAAAAAGGGGUUGUAAAGUUUUAA
This is a messenger RNA of Macrosiphum euphorbiae (potato aphid), 438 nucleotides long. The record is from the annotation of a GenBank genome assembly. NCBI's taxonomy places the organism in Eukaryota, Metazoa, Arthropoda, Insecta, Hemiptera, Aphididae.